This is a messenger RNA of Uranotaenia lowii, 1363 nucleotides long. RefSeq names its product arylalkylamine N-acetyltransferase 1 (gene AANATL7). The record is from RefSeq and is a predicted model, not a curated record. Bases 156 to 824 code for a protein of 222 amino acids. The transcript is spliced from 5 exons. Gene Ontology annotation, molecular function: N-acetyltransferase activity. Lineage: Eukaryota; Metazoa; Arthropoda; Insecta; Diptera; Culicidae.
UGUGGCAGCAUCCCUUAUCAGUUCAUUACCAGCCGUUCGAGCAGUAAUAGCGUUUUCCGUUUUAAGUGUCACUCUGCAUACUCUUCCCAAAUUUAAUCUCAGUAAAAAUCUGUCUUUUCUGAACAUAAAAAGUGUGCUCUCAUCUCAAUAAAGCCAUGCUGGACAUCAAACUAAACCAAGUUCGGCUCGAACCGAUAACGGAUGAGUACCACAACGAUGUUAUCGAGCACCUACGCAGGACGUUCUUUGCCGACGAACCGCUCAACAAAGCGGUCAACCUCACGCGGCCAGGACAGGGACAUCCGCUCCUGGAACAUCACAGUCUGUCCACGUUACAUGAUGGCGUUAGUGUUAUGGCAAUAACCAACGAAGGCGAAAUUGCUGGAGUUGCCCUUAACGGUAUCUUGCAUGGAAAUCGAGACAUUGAACAUUCGCUGGAAAAACUCAACAGCAUUAAGGAUGAAAAUUUCAAGAAAAUUUUCAAAUUACUUUAUGAGCAGAACCUGCGAAUAAAUCUCUUCAAACAGUUCGACGUGGAUAAGAUUUUCGAGAUAAGAAUUUUAUCUGUUGACUCAAAGUUCCGUGGGCAAGGACUUGCGAAACGACUCAUGGAGAAAAGUGAACAAAUAGCAGUUGAACAAGGUUUCCAGAUGAUGAAAACAGACGCAACUGGAGCCUUUUCACAGCGUGUGGUCAGUUCCCUGGGAUUCGUCACCAAGUGUGAAAUCAAAUACACCGACUAUCUGGACGAGCAAGGCGAUCAAAUCUUCGUAGUUGAACAACCUCAUGAGAAGCUCAAGAUUAUGUGCAAAGCUAUAAACUAAACGGUGCCCAGCAUCUUCUAUUGUUGGAUCGAAUAUUCUCAUAGUAUGUGUAUGUAUUUCGCACGCUGGCGUAGCGGUUAAAUAACGACAAUAUUUAUGACACUGGUGAAUUAACUGAUACAAUCAUGAAAUACACUAAAAAUAAUACACUGAUUAAUCUCUACACCCAAGAUGUUAAAUGUUAGAUUGAUAAACACUUUAUCGAAACAACUAUUAUAAAUCAACGCAAUUUAACAUGUUGUAGAAAAUUGUGAAAAAAUUACAUCGAUUAAAUAACCAUAUUCAGUUUCGUUUGAGUAUUGUUGAAAAAUAAAGUUUAUAUAUGUAUAAGCUUUACACGUCUGACGCAUCAAAUAAAAUGUAAAACAUUAUUGAUACUAUAUACAGUCAUGAAACUAACAACUCACUUGUCGAAAAGUUACAAGAUUACCAGAAGCCGACCAAUUUUAAGCGAUACGUGUAUCCUGAUUUUGAAACUUAUAUUUAAAGAAACGAGAUAUUGAUAAACAUAAGUGUAUAAGUGUUUGAUAAAAAUGAUA